Molecule: messenger RNA, 2389 nt
Organism: Penicillium pulvis
Lineage: Eukaryota; Fungi; Ascomycota; Eurotiomycetes; Eurotiales; Aspergillaceae
Exons: 2
Coding region: 29-2389 (786 amino acids)
Biological process (GO): DNA-templated transcription; positive regulation of transcription from RNA polymerase II promoter by galactose
Cellular component (GO): nucleus
Molecular function (GO): RNA polymerase II cis-regulatory region sequence-specific DNA binding; zinc ion binding; DNA-binding transcription factor activity, RNA polymerase II-specific
Source: RefSeq, a predicted model, not a curated record
GUCUUAUAAAAACUCGAACUUCUUGGCCAUGUUCUCCACCUUUUCCGCCAAUCUAAAUUCCACUGAUCGCCCCUCGGACCAACCCGCUGCCACCCCGCGUACCAAGCGUAGCCAGGUCGGGCGAGCUUGCGACUGGUGUCGGCUGAGUCGCAUCAAAUGUGACGAUAAACAGCCAUGUCAAAAUUGCCGGAACCAUGGUAGACACUGUAGUAACACUAAAAAGGUUGAAGCUCAUUCACUUCCGGCCGCGAAUAGGGAAAUUCAACGAUUGCGCAACAGGCUCAAAGACAUCCAGGCACAAUUGGAUAAAGUGACCGAUGAUUCGAAAAAGCCUGCGACAGACGCCAAAUCUCCCUUCGGGCAAUCCCCCAAUUCCCUCACCCCCGCCAGUGUCGUCACCCCUGCUGAGCUUCCCGAUUCACCUCGCAAGACAUGGGACGGCUUCCAAAACCCGGAGUCGCGAACCGGCCGCGUAAUUCACUAUGGUCCACAAUCCUCGCCAUACCUAGUGAUCCGCCUCAACCAGUUCCUUUCACAAUCAUCCAACCGGCUGCACCUGAAAUCUCCUCUUCCGGUUCGCAUCUCACAAAUUCAUCGUCAUACCCCUACAGCUUCGCAGGAGCAGCUGUCAGGUAAUAUAGAACAGCCCAGUCUUCGUGUCGGACUGGACGACGUCGAGGACCUGUCUCGGGAGCAAGAAGAGCAUUUUUUGGUUCUCUUGUGGCAGGCCUAUCACUUCAUGUACCCGAUCAUGGCAGAGCAAGAAUUCAGAGAUUACUAUGACUCUCUUUGGACCACAACGAACGGCCAAGCACCACGCCAGCCCUCUGCUCUUGUGGAUAGUUUGUUGGCCGUCUGUAUGCAUUAUGGCAGUAGCUUUAUGACCGAUGACGAUGAUAUAGUGACCGGCGAGACUGAUUCGCAAGCUAAAUACUUCACUAUCGCCGCGCAUAAGUUCUACCGGCGGAGUCAGCGAGUGCUGAUGGAGACACUGGAACACCCUUCAAUAGUUUCACUGCAAAGUCAUAUCUACUGCAUCAUCUACGUGUACAAUAUCGCAAAUCUAGACACUUCUCAUGUGCUGCUUGGUAUGGCUAUCAGAAUCGCUCAAAUGCUGCGCUUGCACAUUCGACCUGUGGGUUCUGUUCCACAAGGAACCCAGCAGUUGCAUUCUCGGAUUUGGUGGACUUUAUACCAGUUGGACAGCCAAAUCUCCAUGACGCUCGGCCGCCCGCCGUUGAUCAACCCCAAUGAGGUUGGCUGUGCACUACCCACCGACACCGGGGAUGCGGUCCACCCGUCAGCCACGGCGUUGGUAUCACCACCGGAAGAAGAGGUCAGCUGGCUAACUUUUCAUUUUGAAUGCAUCCGCCUGACGGCUGCAGCACGCACGGUAUACGCUACAUUUGCUGAGCGAUGCGCCGAGGUGCUACAGACAGAGGAUAUCGAAGAUAUUCAUGAGGAACCACUAACCUUGGAGUUUAUCGCAAGAUCCAUGACUAACGUAACCCGUCCCAUGUACGAAUGGGUGCAGAAUGUACCUCGGUCUCUCAAAAUUGAACGUAAAGGGACCGGAGAGGCAUUCUCAACAGACCGCACAGCACUGAAUCUGAAUCCUUCUAGCCCACUCUGGCUGCAACGUCAGCGGCUUCUGUUGGAACUCAUCUACCAUUACAUGCAAAUCACUUUAUUUCGCCCCUUUCUUCGCUUUCCACCUCGUGGCGCGUCUCUCACCCCAUUGACUGAUGGUCAUGGCAUUACUUCUCUGAAACACGCUGUUAUGGUGACUAAUAUCCUAAGUCAAGCCCUAUCAGACACAGAUCUAUUGCGCGGGUGGGCACCAGCCUUCCAAUACCAAUGGGAUGCUGCCAUCUGCAUACUAUCAUUCAUUGUAGCAAAUCCAGUCUGUCCGCCUACUCCAGCUGCGAAGAAAAUCAUGCCAACGGCUUUACGGAACCUGGAUACUCUUGCCCAAUGCUUGACUACUCCAUUCGUGAACACCGUUCAGCUUGCCUGGGAGCAGUUUCGAUCCAAUUCGACCCAGCGGGGUUGGCCUCAGCUCACUCCUCCGAGCCAGAGCGCAUCAGACACGCACAUAUCCCCAUCAUCAACUCCAUCUUCCGCUAGUAUUAGCACAACUGGAGUUCCCAAUACCAUACAGAGCUUGGCUGGCACUACCCCACAGCCAACCAAUCUGUUUACUGGCUUGCUUCCAAAUGAGGACAUGAUCAUGGGUAAUGACUUCUUCAAACCUAUCCACAAUACUCCCCCGCUGGAUCUUAUGGACCCGUCUUUCGAUAUGAACACAGAAAUUUCGAUAGGAGAUAGUGCCCAAUGGAUGUCAAAUAGUACUCCAUUAGACUCUUGGGAAAGUUUUGGAUCUCAGUGA